This is a messenger RNA of Abrus precatorius (Indian licorice), 1584 nucleotides long. Its product is annotated as tudor domain-containing protein 3. The transcript has 6 exons. Gene Ontology annotation, cellular component: nucleus. The record is from RefSeq and is a predicted model, not a curated record. Lineage: Eukaryota; Viridiplantae; Streptophyta; Magnoliopsida; Fabales; Fabaceae. Bases 55 to 1317 code for a protein of 420 amino acids.
UGCAUUCCGUGCUGAGGCUGGGAGUGGGAGAGAGACUGAGUGGUUGAAGUUGAAAUGGCGGAGAAUUCACAUGGUUCAGAUUGGGGAACGGUGUUAGAAACCCUAAGAAGAAGAGGUUGGUGUUUGGAAGAGAGAGAGGAAUUGAAGGCCAUCAUCGUGAUUCAAUCCGCACUUGCCGAUGAUCGUUCCAAGGUUGUUGAUUCCGUCGAGUCGGAGCUCCUCAAUUCCGACCUCAGAUCCAUCGGAGCCAAGUCCUUACCUCUUCUUCGCAACCCUUCUUCUUUUAUUCACGGCCCCAAAAUCCUUCAGAUAUCUUCGGUGAGGGACAUAUCUAAGAGCAGCGUGGAUGACAUAUUCAGAAAUUCAGGUGGUCGGAGACUUCUCAGAUUGUGUCUCACUGAUGGUCACUCAGAGAUUACUGCUGUCGAAUAUUCUCACGUUCCUUCUAUACCCGACAAUGUGGUCCCGGGUACUAAGAUACGUUUGGAAAAUAAAGUUGCGGUUCACAGCGGUAUAGUUUGCUUAAAUCCUAAAGUAUUGACUGUAUUAGGAGGUGUUGUUCAAUCACUCUAUGAAGAAUGGCAGAUGAACCAAAAAUACUCAGGAUUCUCCCGAUCGUCUUUAAGAAAGAUAGAGGAUCGUGAUACUGGUGGUCCUCCACCAUUUGUGAAGCUGCAGGUUGGAUCUUCUUCAGGUCAUGCAAAUAAUAACUAUAGAAGUCAUAAGCCUGUUCCUGUGGUUUGUGAAGCUGAGAUGAGGCCAACUGGUAUCCAGCAAGAUCCUAAUCAAAAAGCAGAUAUUUUGGAUGCAAAUCUAAAUUCCAAAUCAGCUGCAGAAAGUGCUGAAGACAAGGCUAGUAGUUCAGGCACAAGGCAAAAAGAAGUUGUGGAAACUGUUCCUGUACAGAAUCAAGCAGCUGCUCAAAAAUUACUUCAGAAACUGAAUCACCCCAAUCUGGAUGAUAGGCAUUCUAAGGGUCGGAGACAUAGGGGAAAGGGGAAACAAGAAGAUCCACUUGUAUUCACUCUGGAAGAAUAUGAAAACAGAAAGGCCCAGGCAAAGCCUUCUAAUAAAGACAAGGAUCAAGAUGUUAGUUAUGAUGAGGAUCUUGCUAGGCAGCUUCAGAAUCAAUUUAAUCUUGAAGAUUCUCAGGUACGAAGGGGAACUCAUGAAACUGAGGCACAAAAUAUUAGAAUGAGUAUGUUCACAUAUGAUAGGGAUUCUGGUGGUAGCCUUCAAAUGUCACAUGGAGGAGGAAGGGGAAGGGGAAGGGGAAGGGGAAGGGGGAGAGGAAGAGGGAGGGGAAGAUACGGCUAACUAUCAUCCUUUUCUUUCUUUUUGUCUUAUGAAGAUGGAAAUCUUGGCUUUAGUAUGUUAAGGGUUCCUUGGGCGAAAUCCAUUAAGGGACAACGUUAGCUUAGGCUUCAGUUUUCAAGGUGAUCAACCUUUGGGAUACUACUCUUGGCCUAUUUUGGUUACAUGUAUUUAUUCCUUUCUUUUUCAUUUUGAUUGAUCAGUGAAUUUAUCUCCAUUUUUUUUACUCUGAAUUUACUGAUGAGUUCGCUAUACUAAGAUUCUUGUCUC